AUGGAAAAAGAUUCUCGUUAUCAAUGGUUAGAAUCUCGUUUAAUAGGAACAAUUGAACCAAAACGAGAUGCUCUUAUUCAAUUAAUUCAAAAUGAUGAUAAUCGUUUAAGUAUUGAAGAAUUUUUGGAAAAUGAAGAUAUAACACAUUUAUAUAUAUUAUCUCAAUCAUCAUCUCAUCUUUCAGCUCUUAAUUCAAUUCCAAUUGAUUUUAAUUCAUAUCAACGAAUUGUUCUUUUUAUUAAAACAAAUUUAACUAAUAAAUUAACAAGAGAAAAUCUCGAUAAAGAUGUAUCAUUAAUUGAAUUAUAUCCAGGUGAAACAGUUCAUUAUAUCGAUAUAAUAACUCGUGAUGUAUAUCUUCCAUUAUUAAGUUGUAAUUUGCUUCUAUCUGAUAUUGAAAGAGAUCGAUUUUUGGAUUUAUUGCAUCGUUUACUUAAUCAAACAGCAGCAACACAUACAAUUCAAUCUGAAUCAGUUGUUCUUCCAUUACCUGCAUUUAAUAUUCUUGCACAUAUAUCACAACAAGAACCUCAAAGACAACAAUCAAUAUUAUCUAUUCUUGAAAAUACUCUUACUAAUUGGAGUAAACAAAUCAAACAAUUACUUCAAGAAGAAUUGCGACCAUCGUUUUAUGGUCGAGAACAAAAUUCAAUAAAAGAUCAAGUUCAAUUAUGGACAUCAAGAAUAAAUAAAUUAAAUAAUCUUCUUGUACAACUUGAUUCACCAUUUGUUCAAGAUGUUAUUAAAAAUUUAGCCAGAAAUCGUUCACCUUAUCUUUCUUCUUUUAUGGAUAUUAAACUUGAAAUAACUCGAGCUGUAACACAUGCUGAAAGAAAUUUAUCAUUUGUAAGUACAUUAUCACCAUGGAUAUUUCAAAUAAAUAAUUCAAAUUAUCUUAAUCAAAUUCUUUCAUAUCUUCCAUCAUUAAUGCAUACACUUUUUCUUAUUUGGCAACAUUCACAUUAUUAUCAUCAAAAAGAUAAAUUUAGUCAAUUAUUAGAAGUUGUUUCUUCUGAAAUUGUUAUAAGAGCUAAACAAAUCAUAGCUAAUAAUAUAUCAUCACAAACAAAUAAUACAUCAAUGAGUUUAAAAGAUGCUCUUUCAAUAUGUGCUAUGUUUCGUGGAACUUAUUUAGAUUAUAAAGAAAAAGCUGAUGCACUUAAUUCAAAAUAUAUGAUUCCAGAAAAAAAAAUUGAUCCAUCUCGAAUGGUAAUAUGGCAUGUUAAUCCAUAUGGAGAAAAUGAUCCAAAUAAAGAAAUCUCAUCAACAAAUGAUCCAUAUUCUGUUUUAAGAAAAUCAAGUCCAUGGCCACCAAGAAAUGCUAAAUGUUUUCAAUCAUUAAAUGCUCUUAUUGAAAGGUUUAUUAUUAUUAUCAUUCAUCUUUUUUUUUCGAAACAAGUAUUCAUAUUUACAAUAGGAGAAAAAACACACGAGAACCUUUUUUUCUAAAAACUCUCAAAAUAAAUUCGAUAUCAGUUCUGAUAGAUUUCGAAGAGUUUUUCCUGUUAACUAUUCAAUAAAAUAAAGAAUUUUUUUUUUCUUAUUAGGCCAUCCUUUCCCUAAAAUAAGUCACUUAUUUCAUUAGAAUGAUUCAAAUUGAGAUAAAUAUAGGUAAACAUAGUCUGUCAUCUCAUCUCUAAUAA
Messenger RNA from Rotaria sordida, 1643 nucleotides. Lineage: Eukaryota; Metazoa; Rotifera; Eurotatoria; Philodinida; Philodinidae. The record is from the annotation of a GenBank genome assembly.